AUGUCGGAAAGAUCGAAAGGUGACGUGUCCGCUCGCGUAAACAACAACGCGAACGCGACGCGUGUCGUUAAAAAUCCACUUCUGAGCGCCUCCGUGACCGGCCUGAGUUUUGACGACUUCCCCAACAAGCCGCAGCUUCUGCCUGCCGCCCCGCCCGUGGUCCAUGCCACGCCUCCAGCGGCACCCGUCCUCAUCGCUGGCAUCUUGAACCGUGAACCCAAAUCAUUGGUCACCGUUGGUCAGCCAUCGGGCAUUGAUGACAGCGAAGCCCUCGACGAGAUAAACUUGAAUACCAGCAGCGAGGAUUCCAUUGGCGCAGUUGGAUCGAGUCCAUAUCAAGGCGCAGGCGAUCGAAACGCCAAUCCUCUAUUGGAACCACCACCGGAAGCUGGAAACGAUUCGUUGCUGAGUCAAGCGGCCUCCUCCUUUACUGCCCUGCCUGCGGUGGCCUCCAAUGUGUUUUCCACCUUCUCGAAGCGGAUCUACGCCGGCAGCAGGGAGUCCUCGGAGGAGCCCAAGCUAGACAUACAGCCCCCUUACAUUCAGCAGGCCAGCUACCAUCAGCCAGUGCCCGCUCCUUUUUAUGCAGCUCCGCCAGCGGGCGCCAAUGAAGUGGUCGCCCCCGAACCACCCAAGUUCUACGCACCCACUGAGGUGCCGUCCCCGAACGUAGGAGUUCCUGCACCACCGCCUGCAUCGGGAAAUCCAAAUACUUACCGAUUCACCGCCAGGAAAAAGCUAUACGCUCCUAUUCCUGGAUUUUCAGAGCAAUCCGGACAACCUGCACAGGCUCCCCAAGCGGCGCCAGCAUUCCAGACGCCACCAUAUCCACCACAGCCAGCAUACGCAGCAAACCCUGCUCCAUUUGACAUAUCAGCACAGCCAGCUCCAAUUCCCACAGAGGAACGCAAAUCCGGUGGAGGACUCUUCUCCUUGACCAGUCUUGUACCCACAGGAGUCCUUCAGAAUAUCACAGGCCUUGUUCAAUCAGCCACUGGGCGAAGCAGUGAACCAGGACACGCUAAUGCCCAGCAAGCAGGAGGUUACUUAGACAUUACUACAGCAUCGGCACCAGCUCCACAGACGAACUUAUUUGGUGGACAAAAUUCAACGCUUCCGCCAGGAGGUAAUUAUUUCGUACCUGGAGCACCUACAUCUUUACCCACAGCGGAGGUAGUAGUUCCUCCUUCCGUAGGAAACUUCUUCGCGCCAACGAUACCCUUGCCUGGAUCACAAGUAGCUGCUACCCCAGCUGUAGGAGCCUUCUUCACGUCUACUGUCCCAAGUGUUCCGCCUUCAGUUUUUACUCCAGGAUCUGUUCCGCCUGUUGCCCCGCAGUCAACAACUGUAAACCAAUCUGCAUUGCCACCGAACAAUCCUCCGGCCGCAUCUGCAGUAGGAGAACUCGCUUUUCCUGCACAAACGACAAUCCCCCAAGGAAUUCCAUCCGCAGUUCCAUUUGUUGACACACAAGCUGUUCCAACAAUACCUUUAACAGUUCCACCAGGCAAUCCUCCCCCAACAUCGGUACUAGGAGGAUUCUUUACCACAGGUGAAGUUCCACCUGCUGUUGGACCAUUUGCAACACAAGAGACAGCAGCAACGCAAUCUGUAGGAUUCUUAAAUCCAGAAGAAGUUCGUCCCUUAGCAGAAGCAGUUCCAACCAUACCGAUUACAUCGUCAGGUCCACCUACAGGGAUUUUUCAACCAGCACCCGCUCAGCCUGGUGUCCCAACAGCUUCAAAUCCGAUUCCCUUGCCAGGACCAGCUGCACCACCGCCAGCCGCUGGACAAGCUUCAUAUCGCCUUCAGAAGGGAACUCGUCUCUACAAGAGUCCAUUGACCCCUCAGGAAACCGCAGCAUCUUUGGGAUUCGCCGCUCCUCCGGCCAUAUCUGGAACUCCAGCAAUUUUUAAUCCGUUCGGAGCACCUGCACCAGGAUUCAACUCAGUAGCCCAUCUACAGGCUCAAACUGGCCAAGGAGUUCCACUCUUUACGCCGCCAGUGUAUAAUUCACCAGGACAAGUGACAGCUCCAAGUGCAACUGUUGCUGUUCCACAAGCAGCUCCUAUUGACCCUCCACCGGCGACAGCAAGUGCAAGUGCUGCUCCUCCGCUAUCUGCAUCUAUAACCAAUCCCCCUCCAACUGCGGGCUUUGCAAGUGUACCCCUCUUCGCUGCACCAACAAUAUCCUCCACGGCUAUUCCUUUCUUCAAUCCGCAACAAACAGUUGCGGAAGUAACAACUGGUUUGAGCCAACAGAAAACCGCCGCUGCAACAUCGACCAUAUUGGAAGCUCUGGUGCAAGGACCUGCAUUAAAUCAAGAUAAUUCCUUGUUUGCUCCAGCAGUCGCCGCAAGUCAAUUCUUUGACGCCCCAUCUCCGUCAGAAACCCAAACGGAGAACCAAGUACCAAGUGUUUCCUCAGAAAGGGGAAAUCUAGCGACCGAGACAGAAUCAGUGAAAGCGGAAGCAAAUAUUAUUACUCCACAACUUCAGCAGGAGUUAAUAACACCAAUAGAGGAUUCCAAGCGAUCCGAGAUUCAAGACGAACUUUCAUCUGCACCACCACAAGAAACUACUCAAAGCGCGAACUUAUCAACCGGACUCGGAGAAGAUACACACACUGGUCCUCCUGUAAUUGAACCCGUUCUAGAUCAAACCCCAGCAGCUAGCCGGAAAUCGAGUGUUCCCCUCUUUCCGCCCGCAAGUAAGGUAGAUCAAGAAGAUAUAGUCUAUCCAGAGCCAUCUGCCCCGGAGCAGCAGGAGAUUCCAUUAUUCGUGCCAGUACCAUCUUUGUCGGGACAAAGUCAGGGCGUACCACUAUAUCCACCGCCACCUGGUUCCACUAGCGAACACGCGAUUUUUACUGCGCCACCAGUGGCUUUAAGUGCUCCACUCUUUGUUCCUGUCCCUGGUUCUGCUUCUGUGUCAUCGUUCUUCUCCCCCGCUCAAGUGGAUUCUACUUCUUCGUUAUUUGCUCCGCCGCCACCAUCUUCAAAUUCAACAAUACUUACACCGGCUCCGCCAACGACUGCUACGUUGUUUGCUUCCAUACCAACAACCACAGCAUCUACACCAGAUCUGGUUCCUGGGUCAUCGUCUGAGCUGGUUGAUGCACCUCCUGGUUUCCAGGGAUCACCAGAGGUCACCGCAAAUAAGCUGUUCCAGGGCAACUCCGAAACCCAAACGGUUUUUAGUCCAUUUGCACAAACUAAAGCUACACCUCUGGUUCAGGAAACGAAACCGGAAUUGGUACCACCUCCGAUUGGAUUCUUUGCGCCGAAUAACGAAACCGAAGUUCUUGGACAGCCACCACUUGCUCCCUCGCCCCUGCAGAGCUUCUUCAGCACAGCAACAGAAACAGCUACAUCCGCCGACUUCAAUUUCCUCGCAAGUCCAGCACCUGGCAGCGUAUUUCCUGAUUUGCCAGUGCAGCAGGGUAUUGCACCGCCACCAUUGGCACUAGAGCCACCGCCAGAGGCUAGUGUUUCCAAUAUAGCCACAGCUGCUCUAGGGUUUGAUUUGUUAAGCCAAACCCAGCAAGCACCAAGUUUCGUCGAUAAUUCAAUCCAAAAUUUAAGUGUCAACUCUUUUGACGGCUAUUUUGGCGGUCCUACUGCCAUUGCGCCACCAACAGUCGCACCCGAGGCAGCUGCAGCACCUGUUGCUCCAGUUACAAACUGCGACCCCGUCAAUUUCUUCGAUCAAGUUCCCCAGACCCAGUCGCAAAUCCAGCAAGCUAACGAGGAUCAGCGCAUCCAAAACUUCUUCAACAAUCCGCCACUGCAGGAUCAACCCGCUGCACCAGGUGAACUCAAGUACGACAUCGUCCACAGCGGAGUGGCUGUAAAGCAGCUGCAAGCGCGCUCACAGACGCCCGUCUCAAAUCUUGUCGAGCCGCCUUCGUCCGCCUGUUCAGAGUUCUCGACCCUUGCACCAGCACCAACACCAGCCGAUCGCCAAUCGGGCGACGAUCUAUUCCAGCAGCAUCUGGGCGAGUUGCCCGAGGAGAUCCUCAGAGAGCUCAGAAUGGCAAGUGCCAGCAGCGAUAAGGCUCAGGUGGCGACGCCUGCCACGGCUAUAGCUUACUCACCAGUGGUGGUCCAUUGGUUCUACAAGCGCAGCGUGGACACAAAGUUCAUCUGGACACCAUUCAGCCACUACGAUUCGGCUUUGUUGGAAACCAGCCUAAGUCUUGACGAUUCCACAUUGAUUAUUCCCGUUGAGGGUGGCCGCUACGAUGUAAACAUCAAGGAACGCACCAAGAUUCCAGUUUACUGGGAGGGCAAGGCCAUCGAAGUGCGACGCUGCUCCUGGUUUUACAAGGGAGUAGACUCCAAGUAUGUUCCCUACACGGAGGAUACGGCUGCACUACUCGAAGCGGAAUACAAGCGAUCUGCCGAGACUGGCGAAUGGCAUCAGAAGAUCAUGCUGGCCAAUGGCGAACAGGUGGUCUUUCACGGACCUACAGUCAUCGUUCACUUCCUGCCGCAACAGAAUGCAGACACUUGGGGAGCCAGUACACAGGGUUCCAUGCGCCCAAGAGUUGUCAAGAGGGACCUGGAUGACUUUACCAUCGAACAGGGCGAAUCGCAGAGAGUCGAUCACCUGCUUUUCAUGGUCCAUGGCAUUGGUUCAGCAUGCGAUUUAAAAAUGCGCUCCGUGGAGGAAGUGGUGGAUGACUUCCGUGUUAUUGCCCAGCAACUAGUUCAAUCGCACUACAAAAAUUCAACAGAUAUGGGCCUGGUGGGUCGCGUUGAAGUGUUGCCCAUCUCGUGGCACGGUCACCUGCACUCUGAAGAGUUGGGCAUCGACGAAAAGCUCAAGUCCAUCACUUUGGAGUCCAUUCCUCGCCUGCGAAACUUCACCAAUGACACGCUGCUCGACGUGCUGUUCUACACCAGUCCGAAAUACUGCCAAAAGAUCAUGAACACGGUGGCAGAUGCGCUUAACGAUGUCUACCUGAAGUACCGAAUGCGACACCCUGAAUUUAAUGGGGGAGUAUCGUUGGCAGGACACAGUCUCGGCUCCCUAAUCCUAUUCGAUUUGCUGUGCCAUCAGGAACCGCUCAAGGAAAGCGAGGAGGAGAAUAAAGAGAAUCCCGACCAAGUUCCCCAAAAGCAAACGAGUCAAAAGGUUCAGCUUCCCACCAGCGAUCUUUUGCCAAAACAAGUCAGCUAUGCGAUGGGUCCGGAGGGAACGGGGCAGCCUGUGAUUACAUACACACAGCUCAUAUUCCACCCCAAGAAAUUCUUUGCUUUGGGCUCACCCAUAGGAAUGUUUGUAACCAUCAGGGGGAUCGAUAAGCUUGGCCUCGACUUCCACCUGCCCACGUGUCCGGGUUUCUACAACAUAUUCCAUCCCUUCGAUCCCGUAGCCUAUCGGAUCGAGGCCCUUGUCAAUCCGGACAUGAACGGCAUUCGACCGGUGUUGAUUCCGCACCACAAGGGACGAAAACGGAUGCACCUGGAGCUGAAGGAGACGAUGACACGUGUGGGUGCGGAUAUCAAGCAGCGGUUUAUGGACACCUUCAAGACCACCCUAGACAGCGUAAACUUUUUGACCACAGUGACGAAGGUUAAAAAAGAAGCCGAGGAGUCGCUGGAGAAAGAGACGAGCCAGACAUCAUCGCAAGCUUUUCAAAAGCAAAACGAAGAUCAGGACGAGAGUUCAGUUGCCAGCUCGUCUUACAAACUACGAAAUCGCACCGAUUCCAAUUCGACGACGGCUUCUGACCCCGAGUUUAUAGAACUUGAUUUCCCACUAGGUAAGUUGAACGACUCAAAGCGUGUGGACUACGUGCUUCAGGAAGCGCCCCUAGAAUUCAUCAACGAAUAUAUUUUCGCCUUGAGCAGCCAUGUGUGCUACUGGGGCUCCGAAGAUACAAUCCUUUUCGUGAUGAAGGAGAUUUACGCCAGUCUGGGAAUCAGCACAGACAGCCAGGUGCCGCAGUCGUCAAUGACCAUCGAGCGACCCGUCUCGCAUGAGAGCAGUGUUAGCCACUCGCUGUUGCCUAUGUGAGUCCACAAAACCACACGGGGCUCUAUUGGAUCCACCGAUCCCACGUACCGUACACACGAUAACUAUAUAUAAAUUUAGUACCAAUUUAUUUAGAUAUGUUAUUUGAUAGCCGAAUCAUACAAAGAAUUUUCCAUAUGUGCAACUCUAACAUGGUUAAAGGUAUUAUCAAAAUAAGAAGUCUUUAUCGUUUGAGUGACUAAUCCGUAGCAAGUUCUCGAGCUUUACAAAAUUACCUAUGUAUUCAUCGGAUUGGCACCGAAGAGACCUAUUUGUUAUUUUUGUAAUAUCGCCUGUGUAAUUAACUUUGUAACAUUUAUGUUAAACAAAGUGUAUGUCUAACAAAUUUUAAAAUAAAUAACUA
This is a messenger RNA of Drosophila erecta, 6385 nucleotides long. RefSeq lists its product as uncharacterized. The coding region runs from base 1 to 6024 and encodes 2007 amino acids. Lineage: Eukaryota; Metazoa; Arthropoda; Insecta; Diptera; Drosophilidae. The transcript is spliced from 7 exons. The record is from RefSeq and is a predicted model, not a curated record. Gene Ontology annotation, cellular component: COPII-coated ER to Golgi transport vesicle. Gene Ontology annotation, molecular function: metal ion binding.